UUCCCUGGAUGCUUUCAAGAAGGAGCUAGAUAGGUAUCUUAUGGAUAGGGGAAUCAAGGGAUAUGAGGACAAGGCAGGAACCGGGUAUUGAUAGGAACUGAUCAGCCAUGAUCUCAAAAUGGCGGUGCAGGCUCGAAGGGCCGAAUGGUCUACUUCUGCACCUAUUGUCUAUUGUCUAUUAAAUGGGGAGAGAAUUCAAAGUUCUGAGAUGCAACGGGACUUGGGAGUCCUCAUGCAGGAUACUCUUAAGGUUAACCUCCAGGUUGAGUUGGUGGUGAAGAAGGCGAAUGCAAUGUUGGCAUUCAUUUCUAGAGGAAUAGAGUAUAGGAGCAGGGAUGUGAUGUUGAGGCUCUAUAAGGCACUGGUAAGACCUCACUUGGAAUACAGUGUGCAGUUUUGGGCUCCUUAUUUAAGAAAGGAUGUGCUGACAUUGGAGAGGGUUCAGAGAAGAUUCACUAGAAUGAUUCUGGGAAUGAGAGGGUUAACAUAUGAGGAACGUUUCACCACUCUUGGACUGUACUCCUUGGAGUUUAGAAGAAUGAGGGGGGACCUCAUAGAAACAUUUCGAAUGUUGAAAGGCAUGGACAGAGUGGAUGUGGCAAAGUUGUUUCCCAUGGUGGGGGAGUCUGGUACGAGAGGACUUGACUUGAGGAUUGCAGGGCGCCCAUUCAGAAAAGAGAUGCGAAAACUGUUUUUUAGCCAGAGGGUGGUGAAUCUGUGGAAUUUGUUGCCACGGGCAGCAGUGGAGGCCAAGUCAUUGGGUGUAUUUAAGGCAGAGAUUGAUAGGUAUCUGAGUAGUCAGGGCAUCAAAGGUUAUGGUGAGAAGGCGGAAGAAUGAGACUAAAGGGGAGAUUGGAUCAGCUCAUGAUGAAAUGGCGGAGCAGACUCAAUGGGCCGAAUGGCCGACUUCUGUUCCUUUGUCUUAUGGUCUGAUUGUUUAAUAUGAGGUGCUCUUCCUCCAACUUGAGUGUGGUCUCAUUGUAGCAGUUGAGGAGACCAUUUACUGACAUGUCAGAAUGGGAAUGGGAAGUCCCAUUGAAAUAUGAGGCCACCGGGAUAUUCUGGGGUUUUUAGCAACAGAUGGAAUGAAGUGCUUGACAAAGCAUUCUCCCAGUCUAUUAGAAGCCACACCAGGAGCACUCAAUACAGUCGAUGACCCCGAUAGACUAACGAGGUAAUGAUGUGCUGGAUAUAGAGGCACGUGGGGUAGUAGGUAGAGACAAGGCGAACAGAGAACAGUGAACCAUAUUCCCUCGUGUGUUUCUCCAGCUUCCCCAUUUGGUCUCUGCUGCCAGUUUCAAUCACACCUGUGGCAGCGAGUUUUGCAUUCUCUUUCCUGAACUUACUGCAUGAUCUAUUGAAGCCUGCCUUACAUUUUAUCUUUGGCUGAAGGCAUCCACAUACAUUCUUUAUCUUCCCCCACCCUUUAAUCCAUACGUAAUGUUAAAUAUCCGUCUGAUCACCUCAAUCUCUUACUCGGGUGAGAAAGUAUCAUCCCCGAUAUUAUAAAUUUCUCAAGCUUUCUUUGUACUGUGUCUGGUGGCCCUACGUCAUUUCCACAAUGCCCUUUUUAAAAUCUGUGUGCCAGCAGGAGUGAGUUCGGAAAAGGGAAUAUUCAAUGCCAUGCAAUAAUUGGCACAAAAUUCCUGUUAUAGGACGUCCAGUCUCAGUUAAUUCAAAUCUGUGUUUCAUUUAUUUUAGGAAGAAGAUCAUCAGAAGAGCAGUGUUGGCGAUAAAGCUCCAGUGUUGUCAGUGACAGAUGGUACCCUGACAACGGAGAAAUUCGAUCAUCUCUUCUCACUAAAAACAUUGUUGAAAGAAACUUAUGUUGCCAUUAAGCAAGUUACUAAACUCUCCGGUCCUUUUCACCCUGUACACAUCAGACUUCCAAUAUAACUCGGAGUCCUGCCAUGUGCCCAAGUUCGCUGAUGACACGCCCAUAGUGGGGUGUGUCAGGAAUGGUCAGGAGGAAGAGUAUAGGAAACUGAUACAGGACUUUGAGAUAUGGUGCGACUCAAACUACCUGCGUCUCAAUAUCACCAAGACCAAGGAGAUGGCGGUGGACUUUAGGAGACCUCGGCCUCAUAUGGAGCCAGUGAUCAUUAAUGGAGAAUGUGUGGAGCAGGUUAAGACCUACAAGUAUCUGGGAGUGCAGUUAGAUGAGAAGCUAGACUGGACUGCCAACACAGAUGCCCUGUGCAGGAAAGCACAGAGUCGACUGUACUUCCUCAGAAGGCUGGCGUCAUUCAAUGUUAGUAGUGAGAUGCUGAAGAUGUUCUAUCAGUCAGUUGUGGAGAGCGCCCUCUUCUUUGUGGUGGUGUGCUGGGGAGGCAGCAUUAAGAAGAGGGACGCCUCACGUCUUAAUAAGCUGGUAAGGAAGGCGGGUUUCUCGUGGGCACAGAACUGGAGAGUAUGGCAUUGGUGGCAGAGCAGAGGGCGCUGAGUAGGCUACGGUCAAUCAUGGAAAACCCUGAACAUCCUCUGCACAGCACCUCCAGAGACAGAGAAGCAGCUUCAGCGGCAGGUUGCUGUCAAUGCAAUGCUCCUCAGACAGGAUGAAGAGAUCAUUACUCCCCAACACCAUUCGGCUCUACAAUUCAACCACCAGGGGCAAGACAUGUUAAAGUGCCGGGGUUAGGACUGAGCUUAAGUUACCACUCAAUGCACUUUAGUAACUAUUUAAGAACUUUUUAAAAGCUAUUUAUUAAUGCUUUUUGGGAGGGUGAUUUUAGAUGCAUAUCAUAUUUAUAUUGAGUUAAAUACUGUAUGUAAUUAGUUUUGCUACAAUAAGUGUAUGGGACACUGGAAAAAUGUUGAAUUUCCCCUUGGGGAUGAAUAAAGUAUCUAUCUAUCUAUCUAUCUCGCUAUCUAUCUAUUUAUCUAUCUAUCUAUCUAUCUAUCUAAAUAAAACCCCGCGCAUAACAUGCCGUUGUAGCUUACCAUCUGUUUUUCCAAACUGGUGGCCCACGCCUGAGAGUGAGGUGUGACAGAUGGUAGCAGAGGUGUGAUGGAAAGCCAAAAAGGGGUGUGGGUGUCAAAAAGCUCGGAACAGCAAUCAUGGAAGGCCAGAGUUGAACCAGAUUCCCCCGGGUGGA
This is a messenger RNA of Hypanus sabinus (Atlantic stingray), 3095 nucleotides long. RefSeq lists its product as uncharacterized. The transcript is spliced from 3 exons. Gene Ontology annotation, molecular function: methyltransferase activity; 2-oxoglutarate-dependent dioxygenase activity. The record is from RefSeq and is a predicted model, not a curated record. NCBI's taxonomy places the organism in Eukaryota, Metazoa, Chordata, Chondrichthyes, Myliobatiformes, Dasyatidae. Bases 1826 to 2443 code for a protein of 205 amino acids.